Capronia epimyces CBS 606.96 is the source of this 369-nucleotide messenger RNA. RefSeq lists its product as uncharacterized. NCBI's taxonomy places the organism in Eukaryota, Fungi, Ascomycota, Eurotiomycetes, Chaetothyriales, Herpotrichiellaceae. The record is from RefSeq and is a predicted model, not a curated record. The transcript is spliced from 2 exons. Bases 1 to 369 code for a protein of 122 amino acids.
AUGUCCGAACAGACCUUCCACACGACCAGCGAAGACGUCCGCAAGCUAGAGGCCAAAGAAUCCAAGUUCCACGACGGCAAGACGCCCAAGGACUCCGAUACGUCGGCAUUGAAGCAAAUCCUGUCCGAACACGAGCCCAAGCAAGAACAGAUCGACCGCGUCAAGGCCAAUUUGCCUCUUCCAGAACAGCCCUUUGGCGGAGCCAGUGCCGACCUCCAAUCCGCAGACCAACGGACCGUCAAUGUCGGCAGCGGUGGUGUCAAUGUCAAGUUGGGCACAGGCUCGGCUUCGGGUCUGAGAGAGCCCGCGACCGCGGACAGCAGUGCGAGAGUCGACGGCGAGCAAUGGAAGAGGCCCACAGAGCCGUAA